This is a messenger RNA of Medicago truncatula (barrel medic), 1305 nucleotides long. RefSeq names its product phosphatidylinositol 4-kinase gamma 8. Bases 1 to 1305 code for a protein of 434 amino acids. Lineage: Eukaryota; Viridiplantae; Streptophyta; Magnoliopsida; Fabales; Fabaceae. The record is from RefSeq and is a predicted model, not a curated record. The transcript has a single exon.
AUGGCCGUAGCCAUUGAUCAACAACACCAUGGAUUUAAGCCAUUUAGUCGAUCCCAAAGAUGCAAACUCCAAUCCUUUGGUCACCUUGAUUACAACAACAUUCUUGAACUCAACCAAACUACUUUUCUAGCAUUUCAAGCCGAUAAUAUUCACCGCAGUUUCUCCACUCCAUGUCUACCCUUAACCGGGGUAGAAGAUCACAAUCCUCCUCAUCCGAGGAUUGAGAUCGUCCGUGGAAGUGGAGUUCCGGUACAUACUCUAGUCGUCGAGGUUGCAGUUGCUAUGGCCUCUGGUAUUCAACCUAUUCCUCUCCCUAGUGGACUUGGUGGUGCCUAUGUCUUUCAUAACCAAAAUGGUAACAACAUUGCUGUAGCAAAGCCAGUCGACGAAGAACCUUUUGCCUUGAAUAAUCCGAAAGGGUUAAAAAGCACUACUCAUGAAAUGCUAGGUCAACCGGGCUUAAAGCGCUCUAUUCGAAUCGGUGAAACUGGUAUAAGAGAAUUAGCUGCUUAUCUACUUGAUCAUGGAGGCUUUUCUGGUGUGCCUCCAACUGCUUUAGUUAAAUUCUGUCAUGCUACAUUCUCUGAUUCUUCUGCCACAGUUAAACUCGCCUCACUCCAACGCUUUGUUGGUCACGGUUUCGAUGCAGGAGAGUUAGGCCCUUCUUUCUUUUCAGUUGAUUCUGUUCACCAAAUUGGUAUUCUAGACAUUAGGCUUAUGAAUCUUGAUAGACAUGCAGGGAAUAUGCUUGUUAUGAAACAUGAUCACAAUAGUUUUGGUAACGGCGUUGCUGUCGCCGAUCUUGUUCCGAUUGAUCACGGCUUUUGCUUACCUGAGUGGUUGGAUGAUCCUUAUUUUGAGUGGCUGCAUUGGCCACAAGCCUCAAUUCCUUUCUCUGAAUCAGAACUUGAGUAUAUUUCAAACCUUGAUCCUUUCAAAGAUGCUGAUAUUCUAAGAUCCGAGGUUCCUUCAUUGAGAGAAUCGUCUAUUCGCGUCCUUAUCGUUUGCACGGUUUUCUUGAAACAAGCUGCUGCUGCUGGCCUUAAUCUUGCUGAUAUAGGACAGAUGAUGACAAGGGAAUUUCGCAGCGGCGAUGAAUCGUCAAGUGAAUUGGAAAAUAUUUGUUUGAAAGUCAAGGCUAGUAUCAACAAUGAGAAUGGAAAAGAAGAAGAUGAAGGAGAGACUAGUUGUGGAAUUGGUGGCAUUUCUUUUGGUGACAUGAACAAAGGUGAAUGGGAAAUGUUUUUGGAGAUUUUUAACAUGUUUGUGAUUGGAGUUUUUGAGGAUAAGAAGUGUAAGAAUUGA